AACGUUUGUACAAAACUUUAACGAACCAAGCAGUAUUAAUUUCCGUCUUCCGUCAUCAUCUCGUUAGAUAGAUUUAAAAUGCAUGUAAUUAAAUAUUACGAUAAACUUUUUCGUCAAGCUUAUCGAAUAAAUAAUGAUUUUUCAAUUGAAAAAAAAAAAAAACAAAAUAAAGAAAAGAGGGAGAGACAAAGAGAUAAAGAUAGAAAAAGAAAAGAGAGAACUAAAAUAAAUUUCCUGUUACUCGGGCUCUUUCUUUCUUUUUUGAAAUCUUGCACGCGUGCGUUUAACAUACACAUAACAAAAGAAAAACUAAGAACUACACUAUACUUCUUUUUUGAUCAAUCGUUUGAACUUGGAUAUAUAAAAGCGAGAGAGUCAAGGUUUAAAAAUAGAGACUCGUCGUAACACUUUGGAAGACAUUUUUAAGAAAGCUUGCAAGUCACACCCUUUUUACUUAUCUAAUCAAAUUUACGAGAUCUUUUAUUAUUAAAUAAAAAAAAUUAAACGAAAAAUAAAUAAAUAAAUCAAUCGAUCAAUCAGAUAACGAGUCGUUUUUAUGUACAAAGAAACGAAAAAGAGAAAGAAAGAGAAUGAGAGAAAUUAAGAAACAAACGACACAUGUAUACACGCAUACAAUACACAUUACAUACACACGCAUAAGUUUACACUAAAUAUGCACCUGUAAAUAUCGUCUGUAUUCCGUACUUGUUACAAUCGCGUUCGCGUAACGUCGUACAAUUUUGUCAUGAAGCUAUUGAUUAUAUACUUCUUAUAUAAAAAAAAAAAAAAAAUAAAGAAAUAAAUAAAUCAUCAUCAUCAACAACAAGAACAACAACAGCAAAUUAUGUACUACGAAGUAACGUAUUAAACGUGAAUAAACUAUUCGUCUGUAUAUUCUCAUUCGUGACGUUCUCGAAAAAAAACAAAUGAAACAAAAGAAACGAAAAAAAAAUCUACGAACACGAUUUAUUUAUUGUCUCAUCUCAUUUAUAAUUAUUACUUUUUUUUCUUGUCUCGUUAUUUUUAAUGAUUUAAUUGAUGAUCGUUAUUAGAUCUAGAAAAAAAAGUGAUUACUUUAUUAAUGUAAAGUUGAAUUGAAACAUUUAUUAAAUCGUUUAUUCCGCACCUUUACAAUCCCAUUAUGCACGAUCCUUUUCGUGUUGUAUUUUUUUCUUACUAUUUAAUAUGCCACACCCUAAAUUACUUUGAUUAUACUUGUCAACGCAUUUACGUGUGACUUAAAACUCGUUAAAAAUUCCUAGAAAUUUCUCAUUAAUUGUUCACUCUCGUUUGAAUGAACAUGACUUGUUGCAGGCAGAAGUUAAUUAAAAAUAAAAAAGAAAUUUAUUAAAUGUUUAACAAUUUUGUUUAAUCAACAUUCUAAUGUUUAACGUCAUUAGAAUCGCGUCAUCUAGCGUUAAAAAAAGAGACAUCAUUUUGUUAGAGACAAAACGUAUGAAGAAAAUCAUUGGAAGGGGUUAAUAUUUAACUGAGCAUGCGCUAACUAAAACUCUCGACAAGAUACCGUGCGGAUUUAGAAGUUUGUAACGCGCGAGCUUCUUCUCUCAAAAGAGCGUCUUUCAUAAACUUCAUUUUGGUUUAUAACACAAAAGAACAAUACGAAGAUGCAAUUAUGGUACGUUUUGGUGAUAUUCCUUGCGUCUCUUUUGAAUUUUUCCAAACAAGUCGCCAUAGGAGGUUUUUUCGAUGACGAUGAAUUGAUUCAAGAAGCUUUUGAAUUAUCGAUAAGAUCGGUCAAUCGAGAAUAUCCAAGUAAUAUUUAUUUGGAACCUAAAGUUCAACUAGUAAAUAAUGAUGCAUUCGAUGUUACCAGUCAAGUAUGCAAUAUGGUUAGUACGGGUGUGGCUGGCAUAUUUGGUCCACAAGAUAAAGCCAUGGCUGAACAUGUGCAGAGCAUAUGCGACACGAUAGAAAUGCCACAUAUCACAGUUAGAUGGGACCCACAAGAAACACGCGGGAAAACAGUGAAUUUCUAUCCACAUGCAAAUACGUUGUCCUUGGCAUAUCAAGUAUUAAUACAAGAACUGGAUUGGCAAGAGAUGAUAAUAUUAUUCGAGAACACCGAUAGUUUGUUAAAUAUUAAACCACUUUUAGAACUUCGUAAUACAGGAAUUGACAUAUUUUUGUUUCAAUUAGGAAAUGGUCCGAAUUACAGGAACGUGAUUCAAGAGGUCAAGGAAACUGAAAUCGAAAACAUCGUGAUCGAUUGUUCCUUUCCAAUUUUAAAUGAAGUUCUCAAACAGGCUCAACAAGUUGGUAUUAUGUCGGACGAACAUAAUGUGGUUGUGACAUCAUUAGAUCUCCAAACAUUGAAUUUAGAACCGUACCGUUAUUCCGGCGUAAACUUUACUGGUUUUCGUUUAAUCAAUCCGGAAGAUCCAACGGUAAUGGAGAUUUUCAACAAACACAAACACGAAUGGAGCUUAUCCGGACCGGAUCAACUUCGACUUGAACCAGCUUUAAUGUACGACGCAGUUCAGCUUUUCGCUCAAACUUUAAAGCAAUUAAAUGGCGUUACAAACGACGACGUCAAACAGCUGCCUUGUAAUGGUUCGAUGAGCUGGGAACAUGGGAGCACUUUAUUGAAUUUUAUGCGUGUGACCGAAAUGAGAGGAUUGACUGGAUUAAUAUGGUUCGAUACUGCUGGAUUUCGAAGUAAUUUUCAAUUGGAUAUUGUUCAACUACAAUUAGAAGGAUUAACAAAAAUAGGAGUUUGGAAUAGCACCCGUAUGAGUGGAAUCGAAUGGAUGCCAGAGACGAGUUCAAUGAAGCCUGAUGCUGAAUUGAGUCUACAGAAUAAGACAUUUUUAGUAUUAAUAUCCAUGACAAAACCGUACGGAAUGGUUAAGGAAUCUGCUACGAUGUUGUCUGGCAAUGAACGUUACGAAGGAUUUGGAAUCGACAUUAUUGAAGAGCUUAGCAAAUCACUCGGAUUUAAUUACACUUUCGAAGUUCAAACAGAUAGCGUUUAUGGUUCUUAUAUAAAUAAAACAGGAAAAUGGUCCGGCAUGUUGGGAAAAAUUAUUGAAGGGAGAGCAGAUUUAGCAAUUACCGAUCUAACGAUAACAUCCGACCGUGAAAGUGCCGUGGAUUUUACGAUGCCUUUUAUGAACUUAGGAAUAAGUAUAUUGUAUCAAAGGCCAACGAAAGCACCGCCCAGUUUCUUCUCGUUUCUUUCGCCAUUUUCUAACGACGUUUGGAUAUGCCUGUUAGGGGUAUUUAUCUUUGUGUCAGUGUUAUUCUCCGUGAUCGGAAGAUUGUGUCCAGCGGAAUGGAACAAUCCUUAUCCUUGCAUCGAAGAACCCGAGGAGUUGGAGAACCAGUUCUCGUUGAAGAAUUCCUUUAUGUUUACCAUAGGAAGUAUAAUGCAACAAGGUUCCGACGUUGCACCUAUAGGAUUUUCAACAAGAAUGAUGGCAGGAUGCUGGUGGUUCUUUUGUUUGAUUAUAAUCUCCUCAUACACAGCUAAUUUAACAGCUUGUUUGGCCAUAGCUGCUAACAUACCACCAUUUACCAACGUCGAGGAAUUGGCCAAACAGAAAACCAUCAAAUACGGUGCUAAAGUUGGCGGAUCUACGUUCGAAUUUUUCAAAAAUUAUGCCAAUUCCAAGGAGGCCUCCUACCAGACGUACAAGGACAUGUACAACUACAUGAUCAGUACCGAGGAUGUCUUGACCAAGGACAACGACGAGGGUUUGAAGAAGGUCCUGAAAGAAAAUUAUGCUUUCUUAAUGGAAUCCAGUUCGAUCGAGUACAUCAUUCAAAGGGAAUGCAACGUUACCAAAGUUGGUGGAUUGUUGGAUCAAAAGGGCUAUGGGAUUGCUAUGAAGAAAAAUUCUCUCUAUCGUCAUCAAUUAAAUACGGCGAUUUUAAAAUUACAAGAGAGUGGUAGAGUGACCGAGCUCAAAAAAAAAUGGUGGACCCAAAAACGCGGUGGUGGUAAAUGCGAAGAAGGUGGUGCACCAAGUUCAGCAGAGGAAUUGAAUUUGUCUAACGUCGGUGGUGUUUUCUUGGUACUUUUCGUUGGUAUUGGAUUUUCUUUGCUUUAUACGAUAUUCGAGCUCGUUUGGGAUGUUGCUAUGAAAUCAAUCAAAGAAAAUUUAUCAUUUAAAGAAGAAAUGAUGGAGGAGUUGAGAUUCAUAGCCAAGUGUACUACCGAGACUAAACCAGUGAGACAUAGGAAAAGUUUAUCGCAAAGAAGUGGAGAAGAUAGUACAGAAGAUUGCAGUCCUCCUUAUGGAUUCGUACCAACUGUAAUCACAACAUCACCGGACGAUGACAAUUGAAAAAUUUUUGAUUAUUAUAAUAUCAUCUUCAAAAUCUACUAUUAGUUAGAACGUUGACAGAAACAUUCAUUACCAUUCGUUAAAUCAACUGUUUGAGUAAACAUACCAUUCACUCGGUCUAAAUUCUAACUGAACUCACCCGAAAUAGACAAGAUUGAAAAUAGCAUGAGGAUAAACCUAAUUCUUUGAUUAGCAAUCGUACAAAUUUCAACUUGGAAUUAAAUCUACAAUUUCGUUCUACUUUCAAUUAGUUUUGAUGCAUCUAUGUAUGUUAUACUAUUUAUAUAUAUAUAUGUGUGAGCGUCUAAGAAGUUUUGAAUAUCAACGAUAAGACUCAUAACCGCGAAAUCAUGUUUUUUGGCAUGAACAUGUCCACUCGAUAUUUCCUAUUUCCUGACCUAGACAAGACUCCCUCUAACUGUUGGUCUAUGAGAAAAUAGUUUGGCAGCAGCCAUACGAUAGUACGGAUGCUGCUCAGUCGAUGAAGAUUCGUUUUAAGUGCCGUUUAUAAAUUUUACUCUUCUACGAUAAUUCAUUAAAAAUUUGUAUCGUGCAUU
This is a messenger RNA of Polistes canadensis, 4864 nucleotides long. Its product is annotated as glutamate receptor ionotropic, kainate 2-like. NCBI's taxonomy places the organism in Eukaryota, Metazoa, Arthropoda, Insecta, Hymenoptera, Vespidae. Gene Ontology annotation, cellular component: plasma membrane; postsynaptic membrane. Gene Ontology annotation, biological process: synaptic transmission, glutamatergic; modulation of chemical synaptic transmission; monoatomic ion transport. The record is from RefSeq and is a predicted model, not a curated record. Gene Ontology annotation, molecular function: glutamate-gated receptor activity; transmitter-gated monoatomic ion channel activity involved in regulation of postsynaptic membrane potential. The transcript is spliced from 16 exons. The coding region runs from base 1626 to 4307 and encodes 893 amino acids.